This is a messenger RNA of Ostrinia nubilalis (European corn borer), 3162 nucleotides long. RefSeq names its product pyroglutamyl-peptidase 1. The coding region runs from base 84 to 755 and encodes 223 amino acids. The transcript is spliced from 3 exons. Gene Ontology annotation, molecular function: pyroglutamyl-peptidase activity. Gene Ontology annotation, cellular component: cytosol. Gene Ontology annotation, biological process: proteolysis. The record is from RefSeq and is a predicted model, not a curated record. Lineage: Eukaryota; Metazoa; Arthropoda; Insecta; Lepidoptera; Crambidae.
GAACUGCAAUACUUAGCGAAGAUAUCUUUAUUUAAUUUCUAAUCCAUUGUGUAGAAAUAAGCGUAAUUUAGAUUAAAAUUAAGAUGCCUGACGACAUGGACUUUAUGUUUAAGCCAAUAGUGCUCGUAACGGGUUUCGGGCCGUUUGUAAAUCAUCCAGUUAACGCGAGUUGGGAGGGUGUGAAGCUGAUAAACAAAGAAGAAAUAGAGAAGAAACAUAAUGUAGAGCUCGUUCUCCUGGAGAUCCCUGUGACUUAUGAAAAUGUCGAUGAAUUUGUGCCAGCCUUGUGGGAAACGCACACGCCAAAGCUGAUGAUACAUGUUGGAGUCUCAGGUAUUGCAGAAUGCUUCACAUUGGAGAUGCAAGCGCACAGAAAAGGCUACCAGCGAAUGGACUACUUUGAGAAAUGUCCGGCAAACCAUACAUGUCCUGCAGAGGGGGCUAUAAGGCUGCACACAAAACUAAAUGUGGAAAGAAUAUGCAAAGAGUUCAAUGAUGGCAACUCACAUGAAGAUAACACAAAGGCAGUGGCCUCAAAAGAUGCUGGAAGGUACUUAUGCGAGUACAUCUACUACACGUCCCUCAGCGUGGACAACACGCGCACUCUCUUCGUGCACGUGCCCGAUUCUCACGUGUACUCCGCCGAGCAGACGGCGCGUGGCUUGGAGCGGAUCCUGCACCUGUGCUUGGACCAGCUCAAUGAUGACCAGCUCGCGGGAAAGAUGAAUGAUGCCAACUUGGACGACAAAGCGUAGUGUGCGAGGGUCUUUACUUUAGACUGAGACUCACUGUCAACUAUUGUACAACUGACUGCCUUGAUCGUAAAAUUUUGAAGACAUUUUAGAAUGGUAAAAACGAUCAUAUUGCAAUAGGACAUUAAUGCAGACAGUAUUAUUAUUAACUAGCUACCUGACACCGCGAACUUCGUACCGCCUAACAGUCAUUUAAUGUCGUGUUGUUUUUAUAAUAUUAUUAUAAGAAGAGUGUAUUUGAUACAGUCCAGUCGAAAUAAGCAUUCCCAGGUUUAGUUUUAUGUUUCCAAAUGCUACCUCACUGCUCAUAAAGUAGCGAAAUAAAUUGGGAAUAGCCUCGAAUUAUAAAUGACCUCCAGUCUAACGUGGGGUAAAGGACUCGGCUUUGAAUUUGAUGCAAUCUUAUUUAAACUUUAGAGUUCAAAAAGUUGACAUAAAUGGUGUUUUGUCAUCUGGGUCACCUGUGAAAAUGGGAGUUCCGCAGGGGUCCAUUCUGGGUCCAUUCUUGUUUCUUAUAUACAUUAAUGAUCUACCAUAUUUUGUUAGAAACUUGCGAAAUCGUGUUAUUUGCUGAUGACACAUCUUUGAUUUUUAAUAUUGAUAGAAGUAAAAAUAACUUUGACGAUGUAAAUAAUGCACUAACAAGAGUUUUAAGUUGGUUCACUACAAAUAAUUUACAACUCAAUGCAAAGAAAACAAAAUGUAUAAAAUUCUCUUUGCCCAACGUAAAAACAGUUAGUACUCAAAUAGAACUUAAUAAUAAUGCAAUUGACAUGGUACACUCGACUGUAUUUCUGGGAAUUACCCUGGAUUCAAAACUCCAGUGGGGCCCCCAUAUAGAAACUCUAGCGGGAAGGCUCAGCUCAGCAGCUUUUGCAAUAAAAAGGAUACGGUCAUUAACCGAUGUUUCAACAGCUCGCUUAGUCUACUUUAGCUACUUUCAUAGCCUAAUGUCAUAUGGAAUCAUGCUAUGGGGAAAAGCUGCAGAUUUUGAAACAAUAUUCAUUUUGCAAAAACGUGCGAUAAGAUACCUAUAUAAAAUGAAAGCAAGGGCGUCCCUUAGAGAGUUGUUUAAAGAAAUUGGCAUUCUCACGGCCGCUUCACAAUACAUCUUGAACUGUAUUCUUUUUAUUCAUCAAAAUAUUAAUGAUUUCAAAAAGAAAAGUGAUAUUCACCAAAUAAACACUAGAAAUAAAAAUAAAUUAGCUAUACCCUCUUUCAGACUUAAUAAAGUGUUUGCCACUUUUAUGGGACAAGGUAUCCAUUUUUAUAACAAAGUCCCUGAUAAAUAUAAAGAGCUACCGUAUAAUAAAUUUAAAGGUAUAGUUAAAGAUCACAUGCUUAAAAAAGCUUAUUAUACAACUCGUGAUUUUCUUAAUGAUAAGUCAUCCUGGGAGUAGGAUUAUGGUCCUCUCAUGCUCGUACUAAAAAGAAUUUAAAUUCGUGCUAUGAAAAGUAAUGUAUUAACUAAUUUUCUCUAAUGUUAUAGUGUCAUGCUUCUCAAUCUGGACUGUUACUUAGCUUUAUUAUUAGUUUUUUUUUUUUUUAAGAGAUAACUUGGAAUUGUCAUUCUCACUAAAAUGUCUCUGGGGUGGUGGCGUAGUGAGGCGGGUCGUUACAUUCCCUCUAAUAUGGUCGAGUGAAGCGAUGGCUGGUUCACUCGUCAUGUCUGUGAACAGGCGCUGCUUUCGGGGACUGGUCAAUCCAAGUUAUUCAAAUUUAUUAAUGCGAAUCAUUUCUCCUAGUAUUUAAGUAUCUUAAUUUGUAAGUCUAGAUAUUAGCACGUUACUACCUUGUUUAAUAUGCCACGCAAUUUUGUAUACCCAUUCUUAUAAGAUACAUCAUACAAGAAUGCGUGGUAAAUUCAGUGAACUGCUCCUGAAUCAAAUGUACCUACUACUGCUUUUUCUAUUUAUUCAUAUUAACCGGCAGACAGUGGUGACUGAGUUUGUUGCGGCGCUUCUUCUCAGCACUUGCCAAAUGUUGGUCUCGAAGCGCUGGUAGGGUAAAAAGAUUAUGAGACAUGUAGAGGCUCCUUAAGAGCAAAAUGACGAUUUGCAAGAACUAUUUAUUAGUCUAAACAAAUAAAGAAAUUUUGACUUUGACUUUGACUUUGAAACGUGUAACGCACAAUCUACUUAUUUUUCCAUAAUAUUAAGUUUCACUUUGCCAAGUUUAGGUUAUGAUUUGUCUAAACAAAACGUAGAUAAGUAUGUAAGCUGGUCACAAAGUUGUCAAUUUAGUUGCAAUUUAUUAAAUAAAUAACGUUCUUCCUAGUUUAAUCUUAUCUGUAUUGAUUUAUUUGUAAUAUUAUUAUGAUAUUUUAUGAAAUUAAUCGUAUGUAAUAAGGAAAAAUAUACUUAGUUACAUUGAAUUUAUAUUUGUAAUAAAUACAUUGUUAUCCAUUGUU